AUGAAGGCACAUGUCAAUGAUCUUAGGUCCCAGGUGAAGGCUAAGGACAGGAUUAUUCAAAAUCUCCAAGAGGAAAUUAAGAAGAGUUCACUUGAAAGAACGCAGAGCAGGAAUGAGCCCUCCGACGGCAGGCACACCUUCAAAUUCCUGCAGAGCAAAAUAGACUCCCUCCAGAAGCUUGAAUUUGAGAAAGUGUCCCAGAUCACAGAGAGGGAUAUCACCAUUGCCAAACUGCAGACGGAGCUCCAGGUCGCGAGGCAAGACGGAAGAGACGUGCAAAAUGAGUUGUCCAACCAGAGGGAAAAGGUUAACGAGUUGCAGGAGGCACUUCGGCAGCUGAACGAUCAAAUGGCAGCCAAGGACAGCCAAAGCGAGGCUUUGCUCGUGUCCAGCAAAGACCUGGAGGAGAAAGUGGCGGCGCUGGCUGCGGAGCUUCAGAAAAGCAGAGAACGGUCACAGAAGCAGCAGAAGGAAUUACUUUCACUGAAACAGAAAAACGACGGACUCCACACAGAGUUGCAGACUCAGGAGCAGCGGAUUUUGAAAGUUCAAAAGGCGCAGCAUCAGAAGGAGGAGGCGGAGGAGGCCGCGUGGCUGGCGGCUCGGAUAGAGCAGCUGCAGGUUCAGCUGCUGGAGUCCCGUAACUUACACACACAGGCCACAUGUCAGCUGGGUGCUACCAAGCGGGAGCUGGAGGGGGUGCGAGCCGAGCUGGCGGAAGCCAGACGCCAGCGUGACGCUUCACAGGUCGAGAGUGAAGCCAAAAUGGCGACGGUGAAGAAUGAGCUCAGCGAAGAGUAUGGAAAUAAACUGCGAGAGCAAGAGCUGAAAAAGAGACAGAUAAAUGAGGAGUUGGCGAACUUAAAAGAGAAGCACGUCUCUGCCAAAGAGGAGAUUUCAAAGUUGGAGAAGAUAGUUGAGGAACAGGCCACUGAACUGAAGGACGUUCAGCUCCAGCACACGGCAACCAUGGAGGAGAACGGGAGACUCCGAGCAAGACUGGAGGCCCAGACUGUGAGCGCUCAGACCGAGCAGGAUGUGCUCACGAGUGAGAUUAGCAACACAGAGGGUGCGAUCCAUGCACUGAGAAUGCAACAGCUGGAGAACGAAAAUAAAAUAUCCCUGGCAGGAGAAAAGAUCUACUCACUUGAAAACUUACUGCAAGAGGAAAAAGAAAGAUGUUUUUCUGCAGAAAGUGAAGUUCAAAGACAGUGCCAAGUUAUCCAUUUGUUAGAGAAGGAGCUCAAACAAGCGCAGCUUGCUGAAAAGGAUGCAGUGUUGAAGAUAAAUGAAUGUGAGGAAAGAAUAAGACAGACACAACUUGAAUUGACCUCCCUGAAAGCCACACAGGAGUCUUUGAAGAGGACAGCGACAAUGAAGGAACAUUUUAACAAUGAACUCUCUCAGGAAUGCAGUGACUUGAGGCAAACCCUGGGGUGCCUGCAAAACAAGCUCCGAAACAGCGAGGAGAAAGUUAAUAGCUUGGAUUUAGAAGUUGGGCUGCUCAAGUCCAAAUUACAGGAAAAGACAGAGCAAUCUCAACAGCUGCAAGAUCAAAUUCUGAAACAGCAGGAGGCUCUAAGUAGGGCAAAUGAAACUCUAAAAGACACCAGGAAAGCAGCUGGCAAUAAGAUACACAAGAAGGAAAACAAACUGGCUGUAAUGCAGAAGGAACUGUUAGAGGUCAAAGCUAAGAACUCAGAAUGUCAGAAUGAGUUGCUCCGUAGGGAAAAUCUCCUGCAGAAGCUGAAGGAAGAGUCUGUACAGCUGACAGCCCAAAUAAAGGAGCAAUCCCAGGACAUUAACAAGCUGAACAGUGAGAAGGAAAAACUUGAGCUGGAGUUGACGGUUGUCAUGGAGAAACACAGAACAGCGCAACAAGAGGUGAACAAUCGGGAUCAAGUGAUUCUGCAGCUGAAGACUGACCUGAAAGCGAGGGAGGAGCAGCACCGCGGCGCACGCGAGGAGCUGGGCCUUCACGAGUCUGAGGCCAGCAGGCUUAAUGAGCGAGUGAAAAGCCUGCAGAGCGAUGUACGUGAGCUGUGGGAGAAGUGCCGCGAAUGGGAGGAGCGUCUGGCCCGGGAGGAGAAGGAGAAGCAGCACCUGCAGCACCAGCUCCAUGUCGCUCAGCAGCAGAUGAAGCAUCAAAUGAAGACAAGUGAGCAGUUGAACGCAGACUUCAAUGCCACGAAGCAGGCGCAUACCGUCGACAUGGAGCGCUGGAACCAGAAGUCCUUACUUUUACAAACGCAGCUUGACCAGGCGUGCGUAGAUCUGCAGGAUAGUCAAAGCAAAGUACAGGAGCAGAGGCUGAAGGUCAGGGACCUGGAGGGCAAGCUCAGUCACACUGAGGUCUUGCAUCAGGAAGCCCUGGCUAAGGUUCAGAGUGGAGAAGAGCUGGCGAAAAAGCAAUGUGCUGAAAUGUUACGUUUAAAGCAACAGAUAGAGAACACCCAAAUGGAACUGAGAGAGAGUAACGCCGCGGCCAAAAACCAUGAAACGUCGUCUGACAUCUUCAAACAGAAAUAUCAGACCGCCAUGGAAAAAGCCCAGCAGCUGGAGGGACAAAUUCAGAGUCUGGAGGAAGAAGCUCAGUAUUCCAACAAACAGGUUCUCGAGGCACAGGAAGUGGUCAGCAGCUUGAAGGCAGAGGUGUUGAACCUGGAGGCUCGCUACGAGGAGAAGUGUAAACAGAUGGAGAAUUCAGAAGAAGCAAUUGACCAGCUGACAGAAGAGCUACAGACUACUCAGGACCAUCUUAAGUGCAGCAGUGACCGUAUCCUUGAAUGUGAGCAGCUGAUUGAAAAAUUAAAAGAGGAAGUGGACAUGCAGCGCAAAGAGAUAUCAGAUCAUGAAAAUACAUUCCUGCAGCUUCAGUCAGACCUGACUUCAUACCAGUUCAGCCACAGUUACUCCAACGAGGAAUACGAAUCUCAACAAAAACACUCCAAUCUCUUACAGAAGGAACUUGCCUGUGUGAGCCAGCGGCUGAGCGAGAAGGAGGCCUGGAACGAGGAGUGCGAGAGGACCAUUGAGCAGCUGAAGGCCGAGGCCCUCCGUCUGGCUGAAGACCUGCAGAAGCGUGCACUGGAGAACCAGGGCCUGGAGCGCACCCUGCAGUCCCUCCACCUGGACGUGGCCUCCGCCCACCAAGGCCACAAGGUCACGCUCGCCCAGCUGGAGCAAGAAGUGGCCCAGCUGGAGAUGGACCUCACCGACGCCAGGAAGGCUUGUGCCCAGAGGGAUCAGGCAAUCCGAAAAAGAGAUGACCUUCUGAAGAAGUCUGAGGCUGACCUUCUUCAGGCGAGGGAGGCCAUCAAAGGCAAGGCAAUGGAGUUAGAACACCUUGAGUGCACAGUCAAGGACCUGAGAGGAGAUUUGCAAACUGCAGAGACGGACAAAAGCCAAAAACAGCAGGAGAACCUGGCUUUGAGGACGGAAAUAAAGCAGCUGAACCAGGAGCUACAUGACAUCCACAAGCAGUACAGAGAGACAGCCCAGGAGCUGGCGGGUCGCGAGGAGAGGGUGCUGCUGCUGGAGUCCAGCCUGAGAGCGGCGCAGGAGCAGCUGAGGGAGCGGGUGGCCGAGGCGGUGCGGCAGGAGCAGACCGUCCGCACGACCCGUGUGAUGCUGAGGAACGCCGCCGAGCGGGCCCGCGCCGCCGAGGACGAGGUGGCCCAGCUCAAGCACAUGGUAGAGACGUCGCGAGGAGAUGCGAGCGUGGCGAAGGCAUCGUUGCAGAAGGCCCUGCGGGACUCGGCGAGCCAGCGGCGGGAGCGCCACAGGGCAGAGGUGGAGCACGGCGGCGCCAAAGAGGAGGCCGUCGCCCUCGCUCACCAGCUCCAGCAGCAGGAGGAUGUUUUGCGGUGUCUGAGAGAGGAACUGGGCCAGGAACACACACGCUACGAGGACCAGCAACGGCAAUUUAACAAGCUGAAGAUGUACAUGGCAAGCAUGGAGACAGAGGUGGAGCACUUUAGAGUCAAACAAACCACCAGUGCCCAUAUGGCGAAGCAGUUUGAAAGCACACUGACUAAGCAGAAGGCUGAGCUGCAAGAAGCAACAGAGUCGCUGGAGGCCUGUCACAGGAGCCUUCUGACAGCAGAACAGACCAUUGCUGGCCUCCAGCUGGAACUGUCUUCAGUUAAGGAUAGCCGGCAAGAAGCAGAGGAUAAGGCAGCGAGGCUGAAAACUGAACAGAGUGUUUUGAGAGAAAAGCUGGAGGCAGCAGCUACAGAGCUGGAGACUCAGAGGCUGGCUGUUGAAGAGGCCCGUGCAGACAACGCCCGCCUCCGCCAGGAAAGCAAGUUAGCGGUCGCCAACGUGGGUCAUUGGAUCAAAGAGCAGAAGAUUGCCAGUGAAAGUCUGGCUGAGAAAAUUGCGGAGCAAAGUAAGCUGCUGAUCCUUGUGAGUGCAGAGAAAGACCGUUUGCAAGAAACCAAAGCUACAUUGGAGGCGGAGCUUCAGAAGCUGAGAGCAGUGAUUGAUGGCAACAACAAGGAGAUUGAACAUUUAAGGGCAAUCCACAGUCACUCUGCUAAUCAGCAGGCACUUCUUAAUCAGCUCAGAGGUCGUCUGGAGGUAGAGGAGAAAGAGAGGGAGAGCCUAGUUGCACAGAACCUGUCCAGAGUGGAGGAUAUGCAGUCCAGGCUGAAGGCCAACAUGGAGUCCGUCUGCCUGUUGAACGAGCAGCUGAACACUCUGAGCGCGGAGAACGCCAACCAGAGGAAACUGCUGGAGAAAGAGCGAGCGCUGCGCAAACAGCUGGAGCUGCUGCUAAAGAGCGGCAAUCAGGGCAGCCGCUCCCACAGGGCCCUGCCAGAGACUGGCCACAAGGAGAGGCUUCAUCUCAGCCAGCUCCAGCCCCCCUACGCGGAGGCCAGCUCCUCUGACCCACACGCCAUCUCACAUUUAUACCCCACGCCUCAGCGAGAGCCCUUCAGGAGCCCUGAAAGGGGAGAGACAGAAACCUUAACAAGAGGGGAUCUUGAAGAAACGUGGAUAAGAGACUCGCUAGAUAAGUCGUACUGGAUCCAGCGAGUGGGAGAGCUCUCCGCGCAGCUCCGAGAGAGCACCGAGUACUGGUCGGAGAAAAUGAGCGGCCUCACCGCUGAAAUCGAGCAGGCCCGCACGGCCUCCUCUAAGAAGUGAACCCAUUGCCCGAGCCCCAGAGAACCUAAUCACAUUGGGCCUGGAUGCUUGAAGACAUGUAUUCAUGGAAUGGAUUCAUGAGACAUGAGGAAAAUGAGUCCUGUGUUGCCUUCCAAAGC
This is a messenger RNA of Megalops cyprinoides (Indo-Pacific tarpon), 5270 nucleotides long. Its product is annotated as coiled-coil domain-containing protein 18-like. The transcript is spliced from 33 exons. The record is from RefSeq and is a predicted model, not a curated record. The coding region runs from base 1 to 5151 and encodes 1716 amino acids. Gene Ontology annotation, biological process: spermatogenesis. NCBI's taxonomy places the organism in Eukaryota, Metazoa, Chordata, Actinopteri, Elopiformes, Megalopidae.